Grosmannia clavigera kw1407 is the source of this 633-nucleotide messenger RNA. Its product is annotated as gcn5-related n-acetyltransferase. The transcript has a single exon. The record is from RefSeq and is a predicted model, not a curated record. Gene Ontology annotation, molecular function: acyltransferase activity, transferring groups other than amino-acyl groups. The coding region runs from base 1 to 633 and encodes 210 amino acids. NCBI's taxonomy places the organism in Eukaryota, Fungi, Ascomycota, Sordariomycetes, Ophiostomatales, Ophiostomataceae.
AUGACAUCCUUUGUCGCCUCUAAGCCUCAGAGCUGGCGUCUCACGGCUGACUCAGCCAAUGCCGUCCAAGAACACUUUCUCUGCUCCAACGACCCGUCCCUAAUUCAGCUCGACGCUCUCCACGAGGCCAUGUCAUCUGAGGUUCUCUGGUGGGCCACGCCCCUGACGCCUGACGCCCUCGCGGCCGUGGUGACCACUAGUGUCUGUCUGGGCGUCUAUCACCAGACAAGCACCAGCGAGGAAGCCGGCCUCGGUCCCAUGAUUGGUUUUGCACGCCUCAUCACGGACCGGGCCACGUUUGCCUACCUCACGGACGUCUACAUCCUGCCGGCAUACCAGCGCCGCGGCCUUGGCACGUGGCUGAUGCGUUGUUUGCGAGACAUGCUUAUGGGAGACGGCGAAGUCGCGGCCAAGCCUGGCUGGAAGAACCUCCGCAGCCUCUGGCUGGUUGCUAGCACGCCAGCAGCCGCCCGCAUGUACGAGACCACACUCAAAGCCCACACUGUUGCGCGCUACCGUGCCAUACCGGGCAAGCCGGACAGCGGUAUGAUCAUGCUGGAGAUGAGUGGCCCGGGGAAUGCGUUUGAGCGGAAAAAGAACGGACAGCGACAGCACGCAGUCGUGGAAGCAUAG